UUGACCUAAUAGGGAAGUCGUACACUGCUGGCGGUUUGUUUGAAUCGGGCGCAAUGGAAACGUUAAAAAAGCUUCACCUUCCGUGGAAUUUAGGGAAACGAUAUAAUGUUAUAAAGGGUAAAGAAAAUUCAUAUUUUAAUACACCAAAUCCCAAGAUAGAUGAUACAAUAGACGAUUGUGUUCAAGAAGACAUUCCUCCAAGAAGGCUUCGGCGCAACACCAGCCUAACUCGAUCGGUUCGAGACGUAGUGGGGACAUUACGACAGAAAAUAAAAUCAUCUACAAAAAGACGAAUGCGAUUUAAUGACCAUGACGAGAUUACUUCACCAACCCAUUCAACUAUAACAAAACAAAGAAAGAGCAAAAGGAAACCAACAACACCGAAACAGACGAAGAAUACAAUUGUCUACAGAGAAGUCAAGUUGUACUCGCCCUUCCAAAUUGAAACACCACCAACAAAAACGCCACCUGGAAUCAGAACAUCAACCCGUUCGCGGAUGCAGUUUCAUCAAAUGGAGACGCCAACUCGUUUGAGAAGGGAAGUAGAAUCCUUAACAGCUAAUAUGCAGGCGCUGGCAACCCUGAGUCCCAAUGAUCUGAAGCAAAGAACAACCAGACAGCGAGGUAAAUCUCCCUUGACCAAUGGUAGUUUUCAGAGAAUGGGAAUUAGAACAAGUCUGAGACUACAGCAGAAGAUGGAAACAAAUCUCUUGUAAUUGGCCUCGUUUUAUACUUUGGAGGACAAAAUCUCAAUUACGAAGAUCAUAUGCAUGCUCUAUUAAUACUAUAUUUAUAAUAUUUUACUGUAUUAAACAGUAUUACAUAAUCAUGAUUAUGCAUGAGUUUUUGUAUACAUUGUAUAUAUGUACUCUUAUAAAUUUUGUGAUACAAUGUACCAUUUAAGCAUACCAAUACACAUACCAAAGUCAUAUUUGUAAUGUGAAAAUCAGUUUAAAUUAAGUAAAUCCUCAUAUUUGUUAUCAAAUACCUGGUACAUGAAUGUUGGCUGUGUAGUUUAUCCUGGCAUUGGUUUGUUUGCCAUAAUCACGUGUCCCUCCUGCUGGUGAGCAUUUAAGAAUUUCCAAACCCUGAAGUAAGUUUUGUUGCAGUGUAGUUUGAAAUUGUAAAAAGAAACAAUUUUUAAUUAUUAUGUUGAGAUUUUUUUAACUUUUUACAUCAUUCUAUGUUUUUAUCUUUUUUUUCCUUUUUGUUAGUUUUGUAAUAGUUGUAGCUGGGUUGUUUUAAAUAUUUCUAAAGCAGUGCUUUGCAAUUGAGCUUUUAACUGGGUUAUAUAUAGAAUGACUCUUCUAGACAAAUUUCCUUUUGCUCAUUAGGAGUUAACAGUGUGUUCCACCUAUAGAUAAAUGAUUUGUCCUUGUCACAUGUGGGCAUUGUUAUUUUUUGGUGCUUUUCAUGUAAAACUGAUGUUUGCAUUUUAGCUGAACAGGUCUGUCCCAUUCCUGUUUUUACUUUGUUUUGUUUUUUAUUAGCAAAUGUUUGAUUAGUCGUAAGUCCUACCUCAGGUAAAUGAUAUACAUGUACAAGUACAUGCUGCUUAUGGCAUAGAUUUCUGUUUGAUUUUCUAAGUUUUUGCUGUCUUCUCUCACACUCUUUCUGUCGAAUAAAUGCAAUGCAAUAUUGUA
Magallana angulata is the source of this 1643-nucleotide messenger RNA. RefSeq lists its product as uncharacterized. NCBI's taxonomy places the organism in Eukaryota, Metazoa, Mollusca, Bivalvia, Ostreida, Ostreidae. The coding region runs from base 54 to 716 and encodes 220 amino acids. The record is from RefSeq and is a predicted model, not a curated record. The transcript is spliced from 4 exons.